CAUGUUUUUAUUGUUUGUUGUUUGUUUAGUUUCAGUAAGCUGGCUAAAAUGCUGUUAAAGUGCAAAUAUAUUUAUGAAGUAUUUUGAGUGCUUCGAGACAAGGAAGAGGGAUUUUUGUGACAACAAAAUGUCAUAAAAGAAAGGAUUAUAUCUUUGCUUUGGCGGCCAUCUUGGGUUACUUUUGGGUCAGAAAAAGAGGACAAAUUAUUCAUCAAAAUCCCUGACCGACUGACCGUGAGCCACCUGCUCAACUCCUCUCACUUCCCACAUCCCCACCAGAGUCUAAUCUAACCCCCCCAAACACCUCGGCCCUCCCACAGACCGUCUCCUGCACACCGAGUUCCUGCUCAUCCAUUAUCACUCGCUGACAGGCUCCACUUCAGCACCCAGCAGGUGUAUCGUUCGCUGAAGUUUAUCUCUUUUGGAGUGUCUGGGAAGAAACAUACAUCAAGGUGAACAUUUWUAAGGUCGGAGGUGGCAGCAGGGUGUGAGAAUGUCGCACAUGCCUCGUCUUUUUCUGCUCCUCCUGUUGGGAGUCAGUGCAGCCAGCAUUCUCACAGCACAAGCAUCAUGGAGAGGAGACAACAGAGAGUCUGGUCCUGCUGUCCAUCCUUCUAAUGAUGACUACGAGUGGACCACYUGGUUCAAUGUUGACCACCCUGGAGGCCGUGGAGACUACGAGCAGCUGGAUGCCAUUCGUUUCUAUUACCGUACCCGAGUGUGCGAGACCCCUCAGGCAAUCGAAGCAAGAACCACAGACUGGGUCUCGGCGCGAGAAACUGGYGAAGUUGUCCACGCAGACCCAACUGUAGGAUUCUGGUGCCUCAAUGAGGAGCAAAUUCCUGGACGCAACUGCUCCAAUUACGCCGUUCGUUUUCUUUGUCCUAAAGCAGAGAGAGCUUUGAACGUUCAGGGAAAGUGGGGUCUGUGGUCAGGCUGGAGCCCAUGUCCUGCCCUCUGUGGCCAAGUGGGUGUGCAGCUUCGCUAUCGAAGCUGCCAGUCCCAAUCCGUGACUUGCAGUGGYCCUAAAAUAGAAGGGAAACCAUGCAAUGGACCAGAGUGUGUAAAGACAGACUGUUCCUUACAGUGUGUGAUGGGGAAAGUCAAUGCUGACUGUGAUGCUUGCAUGUGUGAAGAGCAUAUUCUUCUGGGUUCUGUACGCCGUGCAGGAGGUCUGAUUGCUGAUGGGGCUACCAUCCUUAACUCGGGCAAAUUCCUCACUCUAACAGACCACAACGGUCAUUUCCGCAUCCCUGGUAUCUGCCCCGAUGGCAACACAACCUUAAAAGUCAGCCUGCGGGGCCAUGCCCCCCUUAGCGUUGUUGUGCCCGCCAGCUCUGAGCYGACCUCGGUCCUCAGUGUGCAGCUAAAAAGAGCUGAAAAGCUUCAUGUCAUAAGUAACCCUGAGAGCAAGGUCAGGAGGGAGGGACAAAGUGCUGCUUUCUGCUGCAAAGUGACUGGAACACCAGAGCCUGACAAGUAUCAGUGGUUUCARAACAACAGUCUUCUGGAAAUCCAUUCCGCGAGCACAUUGGUCCUAAAAGAUUUACGUUCUGAGCAGGCAGGAGAGUACUACUGCAGAGCAAGUAAUCCAUCUGGAGGUAUCAAGACUAAACCAGCCAUUCUCAAAAUCAUAGGAAGAGACGAGCCCACGUGUAACCCAAAGCCUGAAUCGCACCUCAUCCAUCUUCCACAUGACUGCUACCAAAACGGCACCAACUCCUACUACGAUGUGGGCAAAUGCCCCUCAAGUGCAUGUGCUGGACAACUGGACAAUAGUAUCAGGUGCAAAGACAAAGUGGCUUACUGCUGUGGGGUGGCAAAGAUGGAGGAGAGGCAGCUAAUGUGCCAGGGCUACCAGCUGCCCACCAUGGUGGUGACAGAGUGUGGCUGUCAGAAAUGUGUGGACACCAAGGCCAUUGUGCAUGGCAGGGCGAUCGCUGCUGACAAUGGUGAGCCAAUUAGGUUUGGUCAUAUCUUCAUGAARGGAGUCAGAAUCAGCCGCACGGGCUACAAAGGCACCUUCUCCAUUCAGGUUCCUCCAGGCACCGAAAGGCUGGUGCUAACUUUCGUAGACAACAUGCACAAAUUUGUCAACACCACCAAGGUACUUUCAUUUAACCCAAAGGGUGGGGCUGUUUKUCACGAGAUCAAACUGUUACGAAAAAAAGCUCCUGUGACCAUCGACCCUUCAGAAACCAAUACAUUAGAGCUUGGGGAAGAAGGGGGCCAGGAGGCAAUGGUCCAGAUCCAGAUUCCKCCUAAUUCUUUUUAUAAGGAAAACGGAGAAGUUUUCACUGGUAACGUCAAUGCAAGUGUUACAUUUCUAGACCCCAGAGAUGUCUCCACAACUGCUGCUGCUCAAAGUGAUCUCAGUUUCAUAGGAGACACAGGUGACGUCCUGCCACUGAGAACCUAUGGCAUGUUUUCAGUAGACUUCAGAGGUGAGGAAAACAACGAACCCCUUAAUGCAGGGGAGGUGAAGGUGUUCCUGGAUUCGGCUCAGGUAAAGAUGUCUGAGCACCUCGACACCAUGAAGCUYUGGUCUUUGAAUCCUGAAACAGGCCUCUGGGAGGAGGAGGGAAGCCUGCAUCUGGAGAAAAAAAAGAGAGGCAAAAGAGAAGAGAGAACGUUUCUGAUUGGAAACAUGGAGAUCAGAGAGAGACGUCUGUUCAACCUGGACGUGCCAGAGAACCGCAGGUGUUAUGUGAAAGUGAGGGCUUUUCGAAGCGAGCGCUUUAUGCCUAGCGAACAGGUAGAGGGAGUUGUAAUGAGUCUCAUAAACAUGGAACCAACACCUGGUUUCUCCUCAAAUCCACGUGCCUGGGGUCGAUUUGAUAGUGUUGUUACUGGUCCAAAUGGUGCCUGUCUUCCUGCCUUCUGCGAUGAACAAAAACCUGAUGCUUAUUCUGCAUAUGUGAUGGCCAACCUUGGAGGGGAAGAACUGGAGGCUGUCUCGUCUGRUCCCAAACUCAAUCCAGGCCUUAUUGGAGUACCACAGCCUUACCUGGYAAAACUCAACUACAGGCGGACUGACCAUGAAGACCCCAAAGUGAAGAAGACUGCAUUCAGUAUCAAUGUGGCAAAACCAAGCCCCAAUGUAGCCGAGGAAGCAAAUGGACCAGUGUACGCAUUUGAGAAAUUGAAAGAAUGUGAGGAGGCUCCAUUCAGUGCGGCUCACUUCCGGUUUUCACGAGUUGAAGGAGARCGUUAUGAUUACAACACGGUGCCGUUCAAUGAGGAUGACCCAAUGAGCUGGACAGAGGACUACCUGAGCUGGUGGCCCAAACCUAUGGAAUACAGAGCCUGCUACAUCAAGAUCAAAAUUCACAGCCCACAUGAAAUCAAUGUGCGGUCUCGCAACAUGGGUGGCACCCAUCCAAAAACRGUAGGUCAGCUUUAUGGCCUUAGAGACACUCGCAGCAUCCGUGACAUGGAUCAUGCAAAUGUUUCAGCCGUGUGCCUCGAGUUCAAGUGCAGUGGGAUGCUGUUUGAUCAGGAUCGUGUAGACCGUACCCUGGUGAAAGUGAUCCCUCAGGGAAGCUGUAAGAGAAACCACGUAAACGCACUGCUUCAGGAUUAUCUGGUGAACCACCUGCCCRUAGCUGUCAACAAUGACACCAGUGAGUUCACAAUGCUGGCACCUCUUGACUCUCUGGGCCACAACUAUGGAAUCUACACAGAGACAGAUCAGGAUCCCCGAAUGGCGAAGGAGAUGGCUCUCGGGCGAUGCUUUGAUGGCACCUCUGACGGCACAUCUCGGGUCAUGAAGACCAGCGAGGGCGUAGCGCUGACUUUCAGCUGUGGGGACCGUGAGGUGACACGUCAGAGUGUCUUUCAAGCUCUUCAAAGUUCUCAGAGACAGAUGGUCACGAGUGUUGUGAGAGGAGAAAGCAGAAAAACCAGACGCCGGCAGAGGGCCAACACAUCCCGCAGCAGCCGUAAACGUAGCACAGGAAGGUAAAUGCAAGUCUGAAGCUACACAACGCCACAGUUAAGGGCUCUACAUGAAAACCAGUUGGAACAACUACAGUUAGAYCUGAAAAUAAUUGGACACUGAGCCAGUUUUUGCAUUUAGCCUUUAUACCAAAACAUAAAAGUUUCAGAGGUAAUGAAAAUAGUUUUGAUACACGUGCAGUUUGAAUCUGCAGUUUAAUAUUUGGUUUGAAUUGAUGGCUUGCAUUUUUUAAAAUUAUACAAAGUUCUUUCUCAGGAAGCACAGCUGUAAAUUAAAAAAAAACUAAAACAAAUUUCUUUUGGAAAGAUUGCUCRACAGACAUGGAAACCUGAAGUCUGAAAACAAAACAAAUGAGUGUCUUCCCUUGUGAUGGUUUGCCAGCACUUUCUGCAGUGCCUUUCCAUUCUAUAAGCUCUUGUGCCAACAAUUACCAGGAAGUGAAACACUACCUGGUAACGAUCAUGUGAGUGACUCAGCUAAAGUGUUCUCCUUUAAAAACUUGUAUUGCAGGUACUUUGGAUUAUUUUCAGUCUGUACUGUGAAGUCAGCUUUUGCUACAUUUGACUGACUGAGCAGAAAGAAAAUCUGAGCUUUUGGUGCUUCUGUUCAGUCACAGGAGUCGUGACCCAGAGAUGUUGAAAGCCAUACAGGCUGAUGCUUUUCCAAGCAUCCCAGUGUUAUCCCAUUAUUGAAUUGCUGAUUUAGGUUUCAUUCAUUCCAGGUGUUAUUUAAAAACUUGUCUGACUUUAUGUUUUUUUUUUUUUUUUUUCAAAUUUUAAUCCAAAUAAAAGUGGUUUCUUUAGUUUUG
Molecule: messenger RNA, 4766 nt
Organism: Austrofundulus limnaeus
Lineage: Eukaryota; Metazoa; Chordata; Actinopteri; Cyprinodontiformes; Rivulidae
Gene: cilp
Product: cartilage intermediate layer protein, nucleotide pyrophosphohydrolase
Exons: 10
Coding region: 494-3964 (1156 amino acids)
Source: RefSeq, a predicted model, not a curated record